GGUACUGGUUUAUCUUGCCUCCCUUCUCCUCCACAAAGCCAUCAGCUUUCUCCGACGGCGGAAUUGGCGGUGAAGAUGGAAUUGCAGAUUUCAAGAACCGAAUCUGACUCGCAGCCCAUGCAAGAAGAUUCUCUAGAAGAUGAUUUCGAUGAGAUCGGGCUUAAGGAGAUUAUUGAUGGAGGCACAUUAGACUUUGAUGGGUGGACAUCACUGAUAUCUGAGAUUGAAACUUUGUUUCAGGAUGACAUAGAGAAAAUAUGUUUGGUUUAUGAUUCCUUCUUGUCUGAGUUUCCUUUGUGCUAUGGUUACUGGAGGAGGUAUGCAGAUCACUUGAAACGCUUGUCCACUGUAGACAAGGUUGUUCAAGUGUUUGAACGAGCAGUGCACUCGGCAACAUAUUCUGUUAAUGUGUGGGUUGACUAUUGUAUCUUCAGUAUUUUAGCUUUUGAAGACCCUAAUGACAUUCGUAGAUUAUUUAAAAGAGCCAUGUCCUUUGUUGGAAAGGAUUACUUAUGUCAUACAUUGUGGGACAAGUACAUUGCAUUUGAGUUUUCUCAGCAGCAGUGGGGUUCCCUAGCACAAGUUUACAUCCAAACUCUGAAAUUUCCAUCCAAAAAGUUGCAUCACUAUUAUGAGAGUUUCAAGGAGUUGGCUGCUGCCUGGAAAGAGGAGAUUGAGUGUCUGGGUGAUUCUUCUAUGGAUUUACAGUUAGUUGCCUCAAUAGAAAGUGAAGUCCCUAGAGAUUGUACAGAUGAUGAAAUUGCUCACAUCAUUGAGGACUUGUUGGAUCCCUCAAUCGGUUUGGAUGGAAGUAAAGCACUGCAAAAAUAUUUGUCCAUUGGAAAGCAGUUCUAUGAGGAAGCAUGUCAAUUGGAUGAGAAAAUAAAAUGCUUUGAGAGUCACAUUCGGAGGCCCUAUUUCCAUCCAAAACCACUUGAUGUCAGUCAAUUGGACAAUUGGCAUGAGUAUUUAAACUUUGUUGAAAUGCAUGGAGAUUUUGACUGGGCUGUUAAACUGUACGAGAGAUGUCUUAUUCCAUGCGCUAAUUAUCCUGAAUUCUGGAUGCGUUAUGUGGAUUUCAUGGAAAGUAAGGGUGGGCGAGAGAUCUCAAACUUUGCAUUGGCCAGAGCAACACAGACUUUUCUGAAGAGAUUGCCAGUGAUCCAUCUUUUCAGUGCUAGGUAUAAGGAGCAAAUAGGAAAUAUCUCUGGUGCAUAUGAUGCAUUUCUUCAAUACAAUGCAGAAUCAGAUUCGUGCUUUGUUGAAACUGUUAUAAUGAAAGCUAACAUGGAAAAGCGUUUGGGUAAUCAUUUAGCAGCUUCUGGUAUAUACAAAGAAGCCAUAGAAGUUUCUGCUGCAAGGGAAAACUUACAUGACCUCCCCAUGUUAUAUGUUCAUUUUUCUCGACUUCAAUAUAUGCUUACUGGAAACAGGGAUACUGCCAGAGACAUCUUAAUAGAUGGCAUCAAACGUCUGCCUCAUUGCAAAUUACUUCUAGAGGAACUGAUAAAAUUUGCUAUGUUACAUGGAGAAACUAGGCACGUACAGGUGAUAUAUUCUAUGGUAAAUGAUUCAAUAUCUCUAGGACCAGACUCAUCUCAAGGUUUAAAUGUGAAAGAUACAGAGGAUAUUGCAAGCUUAUAUUUACAGUAUGUUGAUCUCUGUGGAACCAUUGAUGACGUAAAGAAAGCAUGGAAUUGGUAUGUGAAAUUGUUUCCCAACUCUGUAAGAAGUGCUUUAUAUAAGUUCUCAGAUACAGGUAGAAAACCAUUGAGAAUAGUUAAUAGAAGAAGGCAGGAAAAUCUUGUCACUUUGCCUGAUCAGUCCUCCGGAGAUUGUAGUCCUGAUAUCCCAACCAACUUAGCAUUGCUGGACAAGAAACUGGAACACCCCGAAAAUGAUGACAUCCAGCCUCACUGUCCUGCCUUGGGUGAGGUAUCAGAUCAAAAGACAUCAUCCCUGGGAAAUCAUGAAACCCCGUCCAACCAACCUACAUUUAACCUGCUUCAAUCAGGAGAGGUUGAAGAAAGUUUGCAGAAUAAAGUGCAGUGUGUAUGUCCUGAGGUUUUAGAGCAGCCCCAGGAAGACACAACAGAUACAAAUAACUUGUCUCUUGAUUUAGUGCUUGAAGUCCCCAAGGAAGUUGAAGUCUCUAAGAAAAAAAUUGUUGAGGAAGAGCAUGAACUUAAGUUGGAAAACGAUCUUAAUCAGAACCAACUUUCAGUUGAGAGACUUUCUUUAGAUGAUGAGGAUAAUAAAUCCUUGGAUUCAAUCAAUGUUGCCACUCAUGAGUGUGAAACUUCUCAAGAAGCCAGUUUAUUGAAUGGAAGCACAAUGAAGAGUGAACCUCCUCAAGAAACCAGUAUGUCAAAUGGAAGCAUGGUAGAGCCUAGGCAGAAUACUGAGGGAGCUCAAUUUGAAGUCAGCCCAAGGGGUGCUCAAGCAUGUGAUUCUUCCGAAGUUCUUGUUGGAAUGGGUAGUCCAUCGUCAGCUAGUCAUCAAAUCUUAGCAAGAAAAGAGCCACUUUUACAGCAAGAGACAUCUCCACACAGUUGUAGCAACCGAAAUCAAAGAAAUAAUGUUGACCAAGUUCAUAGAGAAAGCAAAUAUGGGUUUCAUGGGCAUUCUCAUAAAAGGCUGCAUCAAAGGGGGCAGGUAUCUCCGCAGCAGCCUUACCCACAAGCUGAAGUUGCCAGUCAAAUGCCUGUAAGUCAGGGUUACCCCAGUCCAACCAUGUCUUUGAACAAUUCAUCACAACUUCACCAAGGAGGUCAUGCACAAAAUGUAUACACAGCUCCUUAUGGAAACCUAGCAGCAGCUCAAGCCUGGUUAAUGCAAAAUAUGCAGCAACAGAAUUUUGCCCUCACUCAUCCUCAAGCACAGAUGCCUAAACAUCUCAUGCAAAAUAAUGAGCAACUUGGGCAAAUGCAGAGUAACCAAGCAUAUAAUCAGAUGUGGCAAUAUUAUUACUACCAGCAGCAGCAGUUUCUUUUGCAACAACAAAAUCAACAGUCUCCACAACAGCAGCAGCUGCUAAUGCAACAGUAUUAUCUUCAGCCGCAACAACAACUACCCAACCAACAGGCACAGCUGCAACAACUUCAGCAGCAGCAGCAGCAGCAACCGUUUCUGCAACAACACCCAUACAAUCAGCAGCAGCAGCAAUUGCAACAACAGCAACAAUAUUUGCAGCAGCAGCAGCAACAAAAUCUCCUUUACCUGCAGCAGAACCAACUUCAGCUGCAGCACAUGCCACAGCAGCAGCAGCAACAACAACAGCAGCAGCUGCUGGUGAAGCAGCAGGAAGAAGAACAGGAAGAAAGAAAACCAGAAGAGCAGAUUGCAACAUUGUAGAUCCAGACAUGAACAGAAUCAAGCUAACAGGUGUGCCUCAAUGUCUAAUCUUUUAGGAGACAAGUUUAUUAGUUAAAAAUUUUCUACAGGAGUAAAGAAGAUAUUGUAUCUGAGUGGAAAUGAAUACAUGUUAUACAACUAGAUUUGGUAGCUCUGUGAAAGAAGUUAAGAACAUUCAAUCCAAGGCAUGUGAUUUGUUCUUAAAUUUUUCUGCAUGCUUCUUGUAUUCUCAUUGAUCACUUUAUAAUUCUACUAAAUCAACCCUUUUGAC
Molecule: messenger RNA, 3625 nt
Organism: Rubroshorea leprosula
Lineage: Eukaryota; Viridiplantae; Streptophyta; Magnoliopsida; Malvales; Dipterocarpaceae
Source: the annotation of a GenBank genome assembly